This is a messenger RNA of Sceloporus undulatus (fence lizard), 3578 nucleotides long. It is a transcript of the gene CCDC183, whose product is annotated as coiled-coil domain containing 183. Bases 1592 to 3145 code for a protein of 517 amino acids. The transcript is spliced from 13 exons. The record is from RefSeq and is a predicted model, not a curated record. Lineage: Eukaryota; Metazoa; Chordata; Lepidosauria; Squamata; Phrynosomatidae.
GUCUGGGUCCCAGUGUUGGCAAAAGGGCAGAAUAUCAUAUCAUAUAUGUAUAUAAUAAUAUAAACCAGAACUAUAAAUAGUCUGUAACUAUGCAUAAAUAUGCUAUAAAUGCCGCAGGAGCAGUUAUUGGCUUUGUGUCAUUUUCACACUAUAUAAGCCACUUUGGGGGGAAAAGAGGAAUAUAAACAAUUAUAAUAAUAAUAAAUCAUAGUAAUAUAAUGUUACAGGUCAUCGUCGUCGUCGUCAUCAUCAUCAUCAUCAUCAUCAUCAUCAUCAUCAUCAUCAUCUUCCAGCUGGCAUUUCUGUCUAGAUAUGUCCCAAUUUUUGAUAAGACAAAAGGGCCCCUCGCUCCCAACCAACCCAAGAAGAAGGUGGCCCUUUUGGCAACCCAAGGGUCCCCCCUUCGUCCCGGUCUCUGUUUGUCCCCAAAAAAUGAUUAACAGAAAGCAAACAUGGGAGAGGCAAGUGCAAGCGCAAAAGGUUGCAGCCAGAGCCGGCCUCCCCUUCAAUGGAGCCUUUGAACCCGGAUUUUGAAGGACAAACACAGGGAGGUUGCAAAGCCAAAUGGACAACAAACAGGAUGGAUUUGGAUGGACGUCUUGAAAUCAACUUGUUAUGGAUGGUCCUAUUUGUCCAGCUGCUUCUAAAACGCCCCGGUUCCUCUCUUCCGCCUCCCACUUUCCCCCUUUUGGGUCUCCGCUUGCUCUCAUUGCUGCAAACAAAGUGCAAAAGCGCAGGGCCAUUUGAAAAGAAGGGUGCAAAAAUAAAAAGUGGAUUUUGGAUGAUGCUGUACUUUGUUAAUAUGGCCAACACCUGGCUAUGUUUUAAAACAGGAAGAGAAAGAGAAAGAUGUAGCUAAGCCUGGCUGGGACGAAAGGCUUCUUGCAUGUUGGGUGGUGGGUUUUACAGUUGCUCCAUGGCCAAGAAGACAUGUUUUCUGGAUCUUGUGUGGUUGGGGCAGGCACUGUUUAAAACAGCCAAUCCCUUCCUUUUGCUUGACUGCAAAACCUGUCUGCUUCCUCCAUAAAGUGUUCAAAGGUUCCCUUCCAUCAAAGAUCAAGUGAGUGGGUUUCUCUUCUGGCAGCAAUGUAGGAUUCAUCCUAGCUCUCUCUGCAAUUCUGGGGGAAGCUUUGCAAACUCUUUCAGUUUUGUGUGAAGUCAAAAGCUUUCAUGGCUGGCAUCCAUAGCUUUUGGGGCUAUGAGGCCAUAUUCUGGAAGAGUUAAUUCCUGAUGUUUCACCAGCAUCUGUGGCUGCAUCUUCAGAGAAAGCUGGACUUGGAUACAGUUUUGGCGGAGGUUCUGGACCAUGGCCUUCUGCAGGAGAUCCUUGCCAUGAGACAAUGCAGACAGAUGGGUUCUACGAUAGAGAGAACCCGGUGAUGCAUUGCAGCAUCACAAUGGCCUGGUGGAUGUCACAGACCCGCCACGGAACCCACCAUGAAUCUGAUCCAGAACCCUUUUGUCCUGUGGGUCCAUGCAAGGCAUGGGAGGCUAGACCUGGGUGGAUGUUGUGAGUGUGGGCAUCACCGUUUCCCCAUUGACCUCCUUUGCCCCAGACCUUGCCUGGACCUGACUUUGCUCCGUCUCCACCAUGAAGUGCCCAAAGAAAAGGGAAAGCAUGGAGCAGUUCUGGAAACUGAAGGCCAUGUUGCUCCUCCAAGACCAAGUGAAGCAGCUCUUCUUCCAAGGCGCAGAGGAGAACAUAUGCACCAAGGAGAUGAUGAGCUUCUUGCCUCCGAAGUCCUGGGCUGGGAUGCAGGAGCUGCACCUGACCAUGAAGCAAGACCGGGAGCUCCUCUGCAACUUCGUCUUUGACCAGAAGAACGUGGAGAACCUCUUGAUCUAUGAAGUGACCCGGCGGGGAAAGUGCCUGGACGAUCUGCAUCAGAGGCUGCAGCAGCUGAUGGACUUGGAGACAGCUGACCCUCGGGCCCAAGUCCAGCUGCAGUUGAUCCGUGGGCUGGAGAACAACAUUGAGAAGAUGCGAGUGAAAAUCAUGACGGCCGAGAAGACCUAUGGCCUCUACCUGAAGAUGGUGACGGUGCUGAGAGAUGAGGUCUCUUAUUUGCCCCUCAUUUUGGAUGACUUGGAGCAAAGGGUGGCCGACUAUCCGGUCAAGCUCCAGGGCAUGAAGAUCAGCAACAUGGACGAGAUCGAAGCCAUGGAAAGAGCCAAAGAGGAGAUGCUGGACGCCAGGAACUCCCGGGCGGCUGGAAGGAAGUUCAGGGAGACCCUGCUGAGCCUCCAGAAGAAGCAGCUGGAGAAGAUCCACGUCAAGGAAGCCACCGAGAGACACCGGCGGAUGAUGGCCAGGAGAGACAUGACCAUGGACUUCCCCACGUUGGGCGGCCGCGAAGCCUCCAAAGGGGCAAAGCUGGAGGCCUCCAAGGUCCAGAUCGAGUACCAAGGUCUGGUCAUCAGUGAAGUUGAGAAGAUCAAGUCGGCCGUCAAGUGCUCCCACCUUUGGGACAUCGCAGGAAGGUUCAUGGCCCAGAAGAAGUCGGAGGAGAACCUGCAGCAGCAGAUCGAAGAGUCGGAGAAAAAGUGCCAAGGGCUGGAGGCGCAGCUGAAGGCGCUGGAGCUGGAGCAAGCCCAGCUGAAGUUCCACCUGAACCCCCAUGCCCUCAGUUCCAAAAAGCUAGAGGAGGACUUGAGGCAAAACCUGGAGGAAGAGGAAGAAAGGCUGCUGCAGGCGCAGAACCAGGCCUCCAAGAACCAGGAGCUGCUCCUCCGUUUCGAAAACGGGAUCGACAACCUCUUCAUCCGGCUUUGCGGCAUCCAUGUCCCUGGCCAGGAGGAAUUCCAGUCGGAGACGGGGGACAUGCUGGACAAGCUGCAGUUCUGCGAAACCAAGCUUCUCCACUUGAGCAAAGCAAUGGCCGAUCUGCCCUCCUUUGACUACAGAGAAGAAGAAACCAAUGAGACUUUUGUAGAGGUCAGGAACUUCCUAGAGAAAAGCAUCAGAGACGAACACCAGAACCUGAGAAUCAGUUAUGAAGAAGACGAAGAUGAUUACAGAGAGCCCUUCAACACGGACCACAGCUACGUCCCGAGCCGCGAAGACAUCAAAAAGCAGGGCCUGAAACUCAUUGAAGGGAAGACCAAGGUCCCUAAGAAGAAGCAGAGAGCCUCCUCCAAAAAGUGAUAGAAUCCCCUUUGGGCUCCACAGGGCCUUUGGCAUAUCUAUACCUAUAUCUAUAGAUAGAUAGAUAUAUAGAUAUAUAUAUUGGAAAUAAAAUAUUUAAUUGCUUUAUUCCAUUUGUUCGUUUCGUGCAUGGCUAGGUUCGCCUUGGUUGUUGUUGUUGUACAGCCUGAAUGUGUGCAACAACAUCAUCUACACAUUUCAAAUGAAACAUUACACUUUCGAAACAAAAAUAAAUAACUUUACAAACUUACUGCCUUUACAAGUAAUUUUAAAAUACGAAAAAUACAUACUUCCUGCAGUUUCUCAUUAGUUGGGAGUGGUAAAUUGAGAGGUAUAUAGAAUAGAUAUACAUAUAAUAUUAUAAUAUAAUAUAUAUUCUGAACCUGAUUAAGUCUUUUCUAAUGUUCUCCUUGACUAAGAAUAAAAUAAAAAU